AUGCACCUGUACUGUUUUAAUACGAUUAUUGAUCUGAUAAAAUAUGUUUCCAAUCAAGAAUUAUCGUACAACCUGAGACAUUUCAUUGCUCUGCGAUUGAUUGGUGAUCUAGAAAAUACGCCUGACGCAAAUAAGUUGUUAACGCAUCCAUUCAUAACAGGAAAAUGUCAUAUUUCUUGA
Molecule: messenger RNA, 180 nt
Organism: Enterospora canceri
Lineage: Eukaryota; Fungi; Microsporidia; Enterocytozoonidae
Source: the annotation of a GenBank genome assembly